Sipha flava (yellow sugarcane aphid) is the source of this 801-nucleotide messenger RNA. RefSeq lists its product as uncharacterized. The record is from RefSeq and is a predicted model, not a curated record. The transcript has a single exon. Bases 81 to 725 code for a protein of 214 amino acids. NCBI's taxonomy places the organism in Eukaryota, Metazoa, Arthropoda, Insecta, Hemiptera, Aphididae. Gene Ontology annotation, molecular function: nucleic acid binding.
AUUCCGACAAUGCGACUAACUUCGUCGGUGCUAAUAAUAAAUUAAAGGAAGUUUAUCAAUUAUUCCAAUCUCAACAACACAUGGAGACAACAAGGAACACACUCGCGAAUAUUGGUGUAUCAUGGCGUUUUAUUCCACCGCGGUCCCCACAUUUCGGCGGAUUGUGGGAGGCGGCGGUGAAAUCGAUGAAAAUAUUAUUAGGUCGAAUAUUGGGUGAGACAAGGUUGACAUUCGAAGAGUUAAGUACACUCCUGACCCGUGCUGAAGCGUGCUUAAAUUCACGUCUUAUUACUACUUUAUCCUCCGAUCCUUCCAACCCUCCCUAUUUAACUCCUGCUCAUUUCCUGAUAGGAGACUCUCUAAUCGCCGUACCUGAACCUGAUAUAACCAACAUACCUCUAAAUCAUUUGACGAGAUGGCGUAGAAUAACUCAAUAUUCCCAACAUCUAUGGCGUCGUUGGAGUAGCGAGUAUUUGGGACAAUUGCAGGAGCGGUCAAAAUGGGCGAGUAAUAAGGGCUCUUGGGUGAAACCUGGCACAGUGGUUUUGGUAAAAGAAGAUAAUCUUCCGGCGUUUCGAUGGCGGCUGGGCAUGAUUACGAGUGUUCAGAGAGGAAGUGACGGUGUAAUUAGAUCUGCUAACGUGAAAACUCAGGAGGGGCAUUACCAACGAGCUGUACGGAAGUUAUGCCCAUUACCGUUCGAGGGAAAUGUAGAAAAUGCUUAGACAAUCAACCAAUAUUUAUUUUUCUUUUUCUUUUUAUAAUCAAUCGUGUAUCGUGUUCUAAUUAUUAUUCGAGUUA